Molecule: messenger RNA, 5685 nt
Organism: Acipenser ruthenus (sterlet)
Lineage: Eukaryota; Metazoa; Chordata; Actinopteri; Acipenseriformes; Acipenseridae
Product: vinculin-like
Exons: 22
Coding region: 254-3664 (1136 amino acids)
Biological process (GO): cell adhesion
Cellular component (GO): actin cytoskeleton
Molecular function (GO): actin filament binding; structural molecule activity
Source: RefSeq, a predicted model, not a curated record
GUGCAGUCGCUAUUCCAUCUAUUGGCCAGAGGGCGCUGGGUUGCGGUAACAGCUUCGUUGCACCACCGUUUGGAGCUGCUGCGGAGUCUCUCCCAGUUGCUAGUUGGAGGGGGAGUGAGGCUUGUAGUUUUAUCUUAAAGUGACCUGUCUGGGAAAGGCGUUUUUUCCCCGCUUUAAACAUAACAAAACAUAGGGUAAAAGCAGCAUAAAAGUUUUUUUUUUCUUUCUAGGAAGCAAAUUUAAAGUUUUCAAGAUGCCGGUUUUCCAUACAAAGACGAUAGAGAGUAUCCUGGAGCCAGUGGCUCAGCAGAUAUCCCACUUGGUGAUAAUGCACGAAGAAGGGGAGGUGGACGGUAAAGCGAUCCCGGACCUAAGUGCACCCGUAGCUGCAGUGCAGGCGGCUGUCAGCAACCUCGUCCGGGUUGGGAAAGAGACUGUUCAAACAACAGAGGACCAGCUCAUGAAAAGAGACAUGCCACCAGCUUUUAUUAAGGUUGAGAAUGCCUGUACUAAGCUGGUCCAGGCUGCCCACAUGCUGAAAGCAGAUCCCUACUCUGUACCCGCUCGUGAUUACCUCAUUGACGGAUCCAGGGGAAUUCUCUCAGGGACUUCAGACUUGCUUUUGACUUUCGAUGAGGCUGAGGUGCGAAAAAUCAUUCGUGUCUGCAAAGGCAUUCUGGAAUACCUAACUGUGGCUGAAGUGGUGGAGGGCAUGGAAGAUUUAGUAACAUACACUAAAAACCUGGGACCAGGAAUGACAAAAAUGGCAAAGAUGAUUGACGAGCGCCAGCAGGAGCUCACCCAUCAGGAACACCGAGUGAUGCUGGUGAACUCCAUGAACACUGUGAAAGAGCUCCUGCCAGUGCUAAUCUCAGCUAUUAAAAUCUUUGUGACAACGAAAAGUUCCAAAAGCCAGGGGGUUGAGGAGGCUCUGAAGAACCGCAACUUCACUGUGGAGAAGAUGAGCACUGAAAUCAAUGAGAUCAUCCGCGUGCUGCAGCUCACCUCCUGGGAUGAAGAUGCCUGGGCUAACAAAAAGGACUCUGAAGCGAUGAAGAGAGCCAUGGCACUUAUUGACUCGAAGAUAAAUCAGGCGAAAGGUUGGCUGAGAGACCCCAAUGCACAGUCAGGUGAUGCUGGUGAACAAGCCAUCCGGCAGAUUCUAGAUGAGGCUGGUAAAGUUGGAGAGUUGUGCGCUGGCAAAGAAAGGAGAGACAUCCUGGGAACUGCUAAAACUCUGGGCCAGAUGACUGACCAAGUGUCUGAACUGCGUGCAAGAGGUCAGGGGGCCACCCCUAUGGCCAUGCAGAAGGCUCAGCAGGUCUCUCAGGGCCUGGAUUUGCUGUCAUCAAAGGUAGAAAAUGCUGCCCGAAAACUGGAGGCCAUGACCAAUUCCAAACAGGUCCUUACCAAGAACAUUGAUGCUGCACAGAACUGGCUUGCAGACCCCAAUGGGGGCCCAGAGGGAGAGGAACACAUCCGUGGAAUCAUGUCAGAAGCGAAGAAGAUUGCAGACCUGUGUGAGGACCCCAAGGAGAGGGAAGACAUCCUACGUUCCCUUGGGGAGAUCGCUGCUUUAACAGCCAAGCUCUCUGACUUGAGAAGGCAGGGAAAAGGUGACACUCCCGAGGCCAGGGCCUUAGCCAAGCAGAUUGCCACCACCCUGCAGAACCUGCAGUCCAAGACAAACCGAGCCGUGGCUAACAGCAGGCCUGUGAAGGCAGCCGUUAACCUGGAGGGCAAAAUUGAGCAGGCCCAGCGCUGGAUAGACAAUCCCACCACUGAUGACCGCGGUGUGGGCCAGGCUGCAAUGCGGGGGCUGGUGGCCGAGGGCCGUCGUCUUGCCAACGCUAUGCUGGGCCCUUACCGGCAGGAGCUCCUUGGCAAGUGUGAUCGAGUGGAGCAGUUAAGUGCACACCUGGCUGAGCUGGCAGCGCGUGGGGAGGGAGAGAGUCCACAGGCACGGGCUGUUGCAGCUCAGCUCCAGGAAUCCCUAAAAGACAUGAAGUCAAAGAUGCAGGAAGCAAUGACCCAGGAGGUUUCGGAUAUCUUCAGUGACACCACCACCCCAAUUAAACUGCUGGCUGUGGCUGCCACAGCGCCCCCCGGAGCUCCAAACAGGGAAGAGGUGUUUGAUGAGCGGGCCGCCUACUUUGAACAUCAUGCUGCCAAACUCGGAGGAACAGCAGAGAAGGCUGCAGCCGUUGGAACAGCUAAUAAGAGCACUGUGGAAGGGAUCCAGGCUGCUGUGAAAUCUUCCAGAGAGUUAACACCGCAGGUGGUGUCAGCUGCUCGUAUCUUACUGAGGAAUCCUGGUAACCAGGCUGCCCAUGAACAUUUUGAGACCAUGAAGAAUCAGUGGAUUGACAAUGUUGAAAAAAUGACGGGUUUGGUAGAUGAAGCCAUUGACACAAAGUCCCUAUUGGACGCAUCCGAAGAAGCAAUUAAAAAGGACAUUGAUAAGUGCCGGGUGGCCAUGGCCAACGUCCAGCCCCAGAUGCUUGUCGCUGGCGCCACUAGCAUUGCGCGCCGGGCCAAUAGGAUCCUGCUGGUAGCUAAGCGGGAGGUGGAAAACUCUGAAGAUCCCAAGUUCCGUGAAAUUGUAAAGGCCGCCUCUGACGAUCUGAGCAAAACCAUCUCCCCCAUGGUAAUGGAUGCCAAGGCUGUAGCUGGGAACAUCCAGGAUCCAGGUCUCCAGAAGAGUUUCCUGGACUCUGGAUAUAGGAUUCUGGGAGCGGUAGCCAAAGUACGAGAGGCCUUCCAACCACAAGAGCCAGACUUCCCUCCACCUCCUCCUGACCUUGAUCAGCUGCAUUUGAAUGAGGAGCCUGCACCUCCUAAACCCCCUCUCCCAGAGGGCGAAGUGCCUCCCCCCAGACCCCCACCUCCUGAGGAGAAGGAUGAGGAGUUCCCUGAGGAAAAGGCAGGCGAGAUGGUCAACCAGCAAAUGAUGGUGGCAGCCAGACAGCUGCAUGAGGAAGCUAGGAAGUGGUCCAGCAAGCCCGAUGUGACUGAUGAGGGUAAUGAAGCCGCUGAGGCGGAUGUAGAUAUAGAUGAUGAGGAUGAUGUUGAGUCCGCCCUCCCCUCAGACAAUGAAGAUGAUUACGAGCCUGAGCUGUUCUUAAUGCCCACUGAUCAGUCAGUUAACCAGCCCAUUAUGGCCGCUGCUAAGUCUUUGCACCAAGAAGCACGCAAGUGGUCCAGUAAGGGAAAUGACAUCAUUGGCGCAGCGAAGCGAAUGGCCCUGUUGAUGGCGGAAAUGUCCCGUCUGGUGCGUGGCGUCACUGGAAACAAGCGUGCCCUUAUUCAGUGUGCCAAGGACAUCGCCAAGGCAUCUGAUGAGGUCACUCGACUGGCCAAAGAAGUGGCAAAGCAGUGCACUGACAAGCGAAUCCGAACAAACCUUCUGCAGGUGUGUGAACGUAUUCCGACGAUUAGCACACAGCUCAAAAUCCUCUCCACUGUCAAAGCUACCAUGUUGGGCCGCACUAAUAUCAGCGAGGAAGAGUCUGAGCAGGCGACAGAAAUGCUCGUUCACAAUGCCCAGAAUCUGAUGCAAUCUGUCAAGGAGACAGUGAGAGAAGCUGAAGCUGCUUCCAUCAAGAUCCGGACCGAUGCUGGAUUCACCCUGCGCUGGGCCAGAAAGACUCCCUGGUACCAGUAAACUCCCUCUAUGGGAUAUUUGAAUUUGAAGCAAAAGAGAAUAUGAACACCAGAAAUGAUUUUUAUGUUUUGAGAUUUAGAAGAAUGUUUGCAGAAUGACAGGGUUUGUAUAAAAAUAAAAAGUAAAUGAAAACUAUGUAUUAAAUGUGUUAUGAGAAAUUCUGUUAAUUAGAGACAUUUUGUGUAUUUGUAUUCAGAUAUGCAAAUUUAAUGGAGAACGUCUUUCUUUUCUAAACCACACUAAGUGGCCUGCCUCAGAAUUUACUUAAUUAUUUUUCACCUGUGCCUGAAACAAAGUCUUUUAACAGGGUAGAAUAUAUCAUUAGAAGGAAAUCCAUCUAUAUUACAAGGUGCGUUUUCUAAAUAGUUGGGAAUAACAAUAUACUGUAAUUUGGAUUACCAUUUCCAUAUAUACUCAGCUGACCUAUACAAAUGUUAAUAGAAUAAACGUCUUCCUUUUAUAUAUCACAUACCACCACACCAGUUUAUAAGAAAAAAAUCCCCCAGAUUUGUAUGCUUUUGAGAUUUUUAUAAACAGGCUUUGUUUUACAUUGCUGUAUUCACUGCAAAGAACUGGGAUUUACGUCUAAAAGCAAUCAGUUUAUAAUAUAUAGUAUACCCUGAUACUGAUGUAAUACAGCCAUCAUUGUAGCAGAUUGUUACAUUAAGAUUAGCUAUACUGUUUAAUUAUUCUUAUUUAAAUAUGUAUUAUAAAAAAUAUAUAGUGUAGUGCUGCAAGAUAGAAGCUGACUUUCACCCACUGUCAGAAUGUGGGGAGAAAAGCAGGUCCGGCCUCUCAUGGGGUUGAUAUGGACUUGUAUUGUACUCCUAUACUAUACUAUACUAUAUAUAUAUAUAUAUAUAUAUAUAUAUAUAUAUAUAUUUAUUACUGCAAUUAGACCAUUUUAGCUGAUUGGAUCAUUUAAUUUUGUGAGGGAUUACAAAAAGAUAUUCCAUAACUGUGUGUGUGUAUAAGCUGUGUUCACAAAAUAUCCUACUUUUCUAAAACACUGUGCUUAAUGUGAUAUUUGUACUCCAAGGAUGGGUGGAGAUUGUUAAACAUUUGCUGUUAAAGCACUGAAUUGUAAUGUAGCUGAAUACUUUACAUUUGCCAUUUUAAUUAAUAUCUCAGCGUCAUUGAAAGUUAUGCCAAAGGUCCCCCCCCUCCUUUUUUCUGCAUUUACUGUAUAAUGCCGUCCCAAUAUUUGUACAACAGACAGUUGGAUAAAUUAAGCUUUUGCUGCUUUUAAAAAUGCAUUUAAUAUUGAAAUUAAAUAUUAGGACUUUUCUUUUUAGAAAAUGUGGUGCAAAAGUACAGUAAAUUUGGCCAAUAGUCACAUACAAAUACUUUAAAGUAUGAAAACACUUAACUGGGAAAUGCUAAUUUCAUAGCACAGACUCAGAUCAAGGUUUCUAAUUCAAUCACAAGCGUAUUGUACAUGUUAAACUGUUGAGAAUAAUGCAGGAUUGUUUAUGCAAAGUAGUUGUACAAGGUUUUAAUCAAAGCUGAACUUUGAACAAUAUUCAUUAGAAAUACCACAAUUAAUGAAAAACAGGAUAAAAACUACAUUUGGAAUACUGUAAUUAAAACUGAUAACUUGUGUUGCAAUUUUAAGGAAACCCUACACUAACACAUUUUAGCCUUAUUUUCCUAAUUGUAUGAAAAACCUACUGCAAUUUGAAUGUAAAUAAACUUAUAUGGUCUUAUUUUACAGUAUGCCAUUUGAUUUAAAAUGUGCCUUUUACAUUUGAAAAAGAUGAUUAAAAACAUUUAUAGAUUUAAAUCUCUAAAUUUGCUUGAUGCAGACAGGCAUGGAUAAUUAAGGACAGAUAUUGAAUAAUCCACACAAUUCUAUGUAGCAUCUGAAGGUAAAGUGAACUGGUCCUUCUGGAUACUCCUUGAUCAUCGUUAUAUCUUGUAGUAUGUUUUGAUGUUGCCACUUCUGAGUUCAAAUGUAGACUUGUUUGCUGCCUUGUGUCACUCACUGCAUUUUUAUAAUAAAAUAUUUUAUAACAUUGAAA